GCGGGUGCGUACUUUGGAGUGGUGUUUUGAAUAAUCGGUUUGUUUACGCGCUGUUUCCUUUGUUGUUGGAUAAACAUUGUUCUUUCAUUGAUUGAAUAUUCGCGCGAUCGUUGCGAAAUCAUUGCAAUGCUCAAUAUUUGACACAUACCCAUGUUUAGUUUAAAUGUUAAUCGCAUAAAAUAUUUUCUAUAUUUGUUGACAGUUUGUGUAUGCGGGCAGCAACCUAAGAUCGACCAACUUAAGCAGCAGAAUGAUAGUUUGGUUUCGGAAAACAAGAAAUUGAAAUGUUCAAAUGACAAAAUGACAAACCGAUGCCUGACCCUAACGGAUGCACUGAACGCAAAAGUAUUGGGCAAACCGCACGAUGAAAAUUUCACUGAGGUGGACGGAUAUCCUGAUAAAAUUAAGCUGAAGAAAUUUUCUGAAGUUGCCGGUAGUCGGGAUUACAUUUUUGUCAAACUACUGCUGUUGGACAUCUUCACGGACGGUCUGAAAAAUAAGACUCUCACAGGUCGUGUAACCAACAACCCGAAUGGACGAAAAGGAGGCGAACGGGUUCAUGUUGACGAGUCAACAGAAAAAGAUCGUCUCGAACCUGCAAAAGUUAAAUAUAUCGAAGAGCGUUUCGUUGAGCACCGCUGCUACCAAGGCGAUACGGCGGCUGUGGCUGGAGUGAAAAUUGAACAGUGCCGCGAACUGAUCGCACGAGUUCUCGUCUACUACGGAAAGAAAUGACUCGAU
Messenger RNA from Aedes albopictus (Asian tiger mosquito), 741 nucleotides. RefSeq lists its product as uncharacterized. The transcript is spliced from 2 exons. Bases 151 to 735 code for a protein of 194 amino acids. NCBI's taxonomy places the organism in Eukaryota, Metazoa, Arthropoda, Insecta, Diptera, Culicidae. The record is from RefSeq and is a predicted model, not a curated record.